Molecule: messenger RNA, 2962 nt
Organism: Myripristis murdjan (pinecone soldierfish)
Lineage: Eukaryota; Metazoa; Chordata; Actinopteri; Holocentriformes; Holocentridae
Gene: vdac3
Product: voltage-dependent anion channel 3
Exons: 11
Coding region: 898-1875 (325 amino acids)
Biological process (GO): monoatomic anion transmembrane transport
Cellular component (GO): mitochondrial outer membrane
Molecular function (GO): voltage-gated monoatomic anion channel activity
Source: RefSeq, a predicted model, not a curated record
UUUAUGCGCAGUAUUUUUUCUGUAAAACUUAUUUUUUAUUUUGCGGGUCAAGCAGUGACACCGCAGCUGGCACGGGCUGUGUGACUGUGAACCAGAGGGGAGUGAACGCAGAAAGGCUUGGGGAGUGAAAGUCUGCGUUAGGCGAGUCUGCCAGGGCUAUAAUGCCAGUUCAGGCCUGUAUGCCCCGUUAGUUCACUGAAAUUCUCAACUUAUUUAGAAAUGAAUCCAAACAAAACAGCGUCUUUUGGUCACAUUUUGGUGAUUAGUUUUUGACACUCGGGGUAUACGGCUCGAUAUCUUCUUUAAAUCACGUAGAAUAAUAAAAUUACAUUUGCUGAAGGCUGCAAGUCUCAGUUUGCAUCAAAAUGCUCAUAGUAUAAAAAGUUAGGUUAUAUUGGCAAUUUCAGUGUUGGUCGCAUAUUGCAACCAAAGAGGCCUUACUGACGCACGAACAAUGGAAACCGAUAUGGACGCAUCUGGCAAAUUAAUAGAGUGGUGUGUUUGUUCCAAAGGGCGACCUGCUGCCAUAAAUCUUGUUUAAAAGAAGAAAAAAAGUGUUAUCUCGCUAUGUAUGGAGAAGCACAAGGUGCAUGUGCAGCUCAACAAUAACGCCCGUCAUCUCUUGGCACUGUCACCUUUACGCACACUGCUGCAAUAGGCCGUAAUGAGAUAAUCUGCUCAAAGUUAGAUUCAGAUUCAACGCGUUAGUUACCGGCACCGUGCGCAUUAAUUCGUAAAUGGCAAGGUCGGCUCGGGAGAAGAGAUGACAGUGCAAACUAUGUGUUAUUUGCACUGAGCGAGGCCCUAUACUAUAGCGUUGACACCUAAAGGGAUUUGCAACGCAGGAAAGUCGCUAUCCGAAGUUCUGAAAUCAAGCCAGGCUGGAUCUUUAGAGUCAUGGCAGAGAAAGGAGUGCAGAGCAUGCUGCAGCAGGAGGACAAGACAGGAAAAGGCCGUAAGGCAGAGAACAAAGACCACUGUGUGGCAUGUGAGCACCACGCACCCAAGGGACAUGGCACAAUGGCUGUCCCUCCUGCAUACUCAGACCUGGGGAAAUCUGCCAAAGACAUCUUCAGCAAGGGCUAUGGCUUCGGAGUGGUCAAACUGGACCUGAAGACCAAGUCCCAGAGUGGAGUUAUGGAGUUUGCGACCUCUGGCUCCAACAACACAGACUCAGGGAAGUCAGCGGGCCACCUGGAGACCAAGUACAAAGUGAAGGAGCUCGGCCUGAGCUUCAACCAGAAAUGGAACACAGACAAUACCCUGACCACAGAAAUCACCAUGGAGGACCAGCUGGCUAAGGGCUUGAAGCUGGCUAUGGAUACGUCAUUUGUGCCCAACACCGGCAAGAAGAGUGCCAAGCUGAAGACGGGCUACAAGCGUGAGUACAUCAACCUGGGCUGUGACCUGGACUUCGACAUGGCUGGUCCCACGAUCCACACGGCCGCUGUGCUGGGCUACGAGGGCUGGCUGGCCGGCUACCAGAUGGCUUUUGACACUGCCAAAUCUAAACUGACCCAGAACAACUUCGCCCUGGGAUACAAGGCCGCAGACUUCCAGCUUCACACCAAUGUGAACGAUGGCACAGAGUUCGGUGGCUCCAUUUACCAGAAGGUGAACAGCAACUUAGAGACAGCCGUCAGCCUGGCUUGGACAGCUGGCAGCAACAACACACGCUUUGGAAUUGGAGCCAAAUACCAGAUAGAUAAGGAUACCUCCCUGUCUACCAAAGUCAACAACGCCUGCCUCGUUGGAGUUGGCUACACACAAAGCUUGAGGCCAGGAGUGAAGCUCACCCUCUCAGCUCUGAUCGAUGGGAAGAACUUCAACGCUGGCGGGCACAAGGUGGGCAUGGGCUUCGAGCUGGAGGCGUAAGGAUUCAGGUGGACGUCUGACGGGAGAGGAAAGCAACAAAGGAGAAGAAAAAGAAAAGUGCCCAAAUGUGACACCACCUCCAAAAAGUCCACUCAGCAACACUUUAACACAUCUCCCCUCUCUGAAUCCUGCACACACACACACAAACAGACACACGCACUCAUACAUGCAUGCACACACGCACACAGACACACACACAGACACUUGCAUUCUUUGGCCUUACACCCACCCAGACCUUCAGUACUGUAUUUAAAAAGGAAUCAAGGAUCAUUUAUUUUGGUUAUUUUUAGCUUCCACGUUAUUCAGUCUCCAGAGCAAUACCAACUUUGAUCUAUUUAUCACGAUACACCCAAAGAACAGUAAGAAAUUCCUGCAUAAGAUCCUCCUCUCCAAAUAACGUGCUACUUUUGACCAGUCUGACCAGACAAAGUGCACUGUGUCGUCAGUAGAGCGUAUGUCCUGGUCUCUCAGACAUAUCGUCUGUGUUCUUUAUGGGAUGAGAUUUGAAGCACCUUCCUAGUUCGACUGUGUGGUCAGCUCUCUUUUCCUCAGAUCAUGUAUCCGAUCUACUUCUUUUGAUUUUUUGACAGUAACGAGAUUAAUAGAGGAUGCUUGUUUUGUUAUGUUGUGGUGUUUUUUGGUGCAUGCUCUCAAAGCCAGAGGGAAGUGUUCAGUUUUUGACUUUUCGUUGUCACAUUGACAAGUACAGCGACCGUACACGGAUGCAAUAAAGCUCAUGUAAGAGGACUAAGCAGAAAAGACAAAGAGCAACUCAUCUUUCUUCAGAUUGAGUCAACCGAUACUGAUUGAUUCCACCGUUCAACCUCAGUAGCACAGUAAAGACGAACUGUGUAAACUCAGUUACCUAAAAAUCUCUAUUUUUCUGGUCCUGUUUUUCAACGGCCGAUGACUAUUUGGACGUCUCUGUCAUCUCUUUGUCUUGUCUCUUUUUGUGUCCUGUACCUGUUAAACUGUUACCACUACCAUUUCACUCUGUCUGUGCUGUGCUUUGAAUAGGGAAUAUAGCAAGCCUUUAGGACCUCCAACUGAUUUUAUUGAAUUCAUGGAAUAAAGAAUGUCAAACACU